This is a messenger RNA of Eptesicus fuscus (big brown bat), 1277 nucleotides long. RefSeq names its product ciliogenesis associated TTC17 interacting protein (gene CATIP). The record is from RefSeq and is a predicted model, not a curated record. NCBI's taxonomy places the organism in Eukaryota, Metazoa, Chordata, Mammalia, Chiroptera, Vespertilionidae. The transcript is spliced from 10 exons. Gene Ontology annotation, biological process: cilium organization; actin filament polymerization. The coding region runs from base 28 to 1251 and encodes 407 amino acids.
CAGACCGGGUGGCAGGCAGCAGGCAGCAUGUCCUCUAAAGUUCAAUCCAAAGGCCCCAAGGCCAAGGACCAGCCCGCCCCAGCCCCAGAGAGUCGGCCACCCCCAAAGGCCAAUGCUGAAGCCAUGCACUUCCUCGACUCCCUCAGGCAGGAGGAGCUGCAGAUGCUGUUCUUCUCCGAGACUCUGGCCAUGGUCUCGAACACGGGGGAGCCUCAGGGAGAGCUGACCAUUGAGGUGCAGAGUGGGAAACACGAAGACAACAUGGGCACCAUGUCGCAAUGCGCCCUCGUGCACGCCUUCACCCGUGGCUUCGUGGACAAGAUGCUCUGCGGAAACUCUCUCCUGGGCUAUCUCACCUGGAACCUGGAGAUCAUGGAACAACAUAGUCAGGAGUUCGUCAAGUUCCACGUCCUCCCCAUGGAACGGAAGACGAGUUUGCUGAAGCAGGGGGACCAGCUGGCCAUGACCAGAAGUAUCAAGGAGGGUGAGGAAGUGAGGAACGAAGUGACAUUCUUCCCCUGGCACUCAACCGCGGGCUUCAUCUCCCAGGCUGCCAACCUGCUGCUGCUGAGGGUGAUGGCCUGGAGGCGGAUGGUGCCCAAAAAUGCCCGCUUCCUGGCCUUGGACAUGGAGGGCAAACUCUGCUAUUCCACUUACCAAGCCCUGGGCUCCCAGACCAUCCAGGUGGACCGUCAGCAGGCGGAAGUAUUCAUCGUGGAGCAGACCGUACACUCGGAUGAGGGCAUCCCCUUUUCCUGCCAGUUCUACUUGCUCUCUGACGGGCACCUGGCCAAGCGAGUCCAGGUGGGCUCCCCCGGCUGCUGCAUCAUCACCAAGAUGCCCGUCUUGAGGGAGGAGGAUGAGAUUGAGCCUCGCCCAGUGUUUGAGAAGAAGCCCCUGGCGUGGGAGGAGGACAUAGAGCUGCACUCGAAGUUCCUGGAACGGAAGGAGGAGCUGCGCCUCAGCCACACCAGGUACCUGCAGCAGCACCCCGACGGCCAGGCGAUCGUCUCCGACUUCCUGCUCUUCCUGCUGCUGCGCCAGCCGGACGACGUGGUCACCUUCGCCGCCGAGUUCUUCGGGCCCUUCUCCGUGCGCCGCCCGCCCACGCCCGCCCUGCGCUCCUCCACCCCGCGCAGCCCCUUCCGCUCGCUGGACCCCGCGGCCAAGCGCGAGUCGCACCAGGCCCGCGCCCUGAAGCUGGGGCCCGGCCGGGACCCGGAAGCCUUGCUCUCCCUGCUGCGGUUUUGAUGCGAAUAAACCGAGCUGGAACCUUC